AUGUGGAAGGGCAUGGGUUAUGCCUCUCUGCCUGAAGAAACUCGACACGACACCGGGGAGUUGUACAGGAAAUUGUCGCUGAGCGAUUUGAGGCGGGAGGUGCACGUUUUUGAUUGGGACACAUACUUCAAUGCUUCGCUAUUCAUCAAGAUCGAUGAGGAUGAGCCGAUCGUGACGUACUCACUGCCCUAUUUGCAGAGGAUGAGCAAGAUCAUUAGCAAGACUGACAGACGGAUCGUGCACAAUCUGGUCGUCUGGCACCUGAUCAAGGAGCUGAUGGGCGUGAUGCCAGACGGCUACCAGGAAGUGCUGGCGGAAUUCAAAAGAUCUUUGCUGGGGAUCAAUGCCCAUAGGGGACUCUGGAAGACCUGCGUGGACAUCACCAACAAACGCAUGGGCAUGGCUGUCGGGGCCAUGUACAUCCGAGAGACCUUCAAUCAUCAAAGCAAAGAAACAGCUCUGGAGAUGAUCCAUACCCUAAGGGAGGCCUUUAACGAGCUCCUGGAAGACAAUAUUUGGAUGGACGACGAGACACGCCGAGUGGCCAGAGAAAAAGCAGAUGCCAUGAAUGAACGCAUCGACAAUAUUUGGAUGGACGACGAGACACGCCGAGUGGCCAGAGAAAAAGCAGAUGCCAUGAAUGAACGCAUCGGUUAUCCAGACAUGCUUGAAAACAAACACGAGCUAGAAGCAGAAUUUCACGACUUAGACGUGCACCCGUCGAAAUUCCUCGGGAACAUAUUCGCAGCGAUGCGAUACGAGGGUCAUCGGAUAAUGAAGAAAUUGCGAGAGCCGGUUCGGAAAGAUCGAUGGUCGACGUUGCCGGCUGUCGUCAACGCCUUCUACGACCCGCACAAAAACGACAUCGGUCUCGGUCCAAUUUAUGGACUCUUAGACGUGCACCCGUCGAAAUUCUUGGGGAACAUAUUCGCAGCGAUGCGAUACGAGGGUCAUCGGAUAAUGAAGAAAUUGCGAGAGCCGGUUCGGAAAGAUCGAUGGUCGACGUUGCCGGCUGUCGUCAACGCCUUCUACGACCCGCACAAAAACGACAUCGUUUUCCCCGCUGGAAUAUUGCAGCCCAACUUCUACAACCCGGAUGCCCCGAACUCCCUCAACUAUGGCGGAAUCGGGGUCGUGAUCGGGCAUGAAAUAACCCACGGGUUCGACGACAAAGGUCGGCAGUAUGACAAGGACGGCAAUAUGAAAGAAUGGUGGAAUGAUGAGACUAUUCGAGCUUUCCGUCGACGAGCCCUGUGCUUCGUAGACACUUACUCAACGUACAACGUGCCGUUGGUCAACAUGACGAUCAAUGGGAUGAUGACCCAAGGCGAGAACAUCGCUGACAACGGCGGUCUCAAGCAAGCUUUUCGCGCUUACAACAAGUGGGUGCGGAGAAAUGGUCCAGAACCAGCAUUGCCAGGAUUGCAGCACCUGACACACGAGCAGCUGUUCUUCCUCAACUUCGCUCAAAUCUGGUGCGGGUCCAUGACGCCAGAGGACGCCAUCUCCAAGAUCCGAUCCGCUGUCCAUUCGCCCGCCCCGAUUCGCGUCCUGGGUCCACUGUCCAACUCCUACGACUUUGCGGCCGCCUACAGUUGUAGACGUGGCAGUCGAAUGAAUCCUCCUGCAAAGUGUUCUGUAUGGUAAAAAUAAAUAAAUAAAAUGAAAUAAAAAAAAUAAAAUACAGUAAAUGAAUCUAUACGCGCCAAACGUGUUGAAGACCAAUACCCACCCUUCGUUGUUCGAGAAGGAGAAAAAAACGUGAACUUUGAUAAAUGAGUCCUUGGGGUUUUCUAUAUAUUUGCGGCGCUUAUAUAGACCAAGUUGUUUUUCAUUAAUGUACGGUAUUCAUGAUCGUUUUUGCGGGAUAUGUGAUCAGAGGUGAAGCGUGCUAAGUCACAAGGAGCGAAAUCCCCGUAUUUUUCUGGUGCUCGAAUUUAAUGUGUGCUAUGUAAGAAGAACCAAGAUACUUUCCGGUAGAAUAUGGAGCGAAAAAAAAACAUGAACCAAUUUAGCAAGUCUGUGCUUGAAAAGUUUGUUUUUGUGUAUGCUUGUUGAUGCUGUACCGUUUUUUGUCGACGACCGAUGAGUGCUGGAGGGCAAGUGGGUUUUUUUUUUCAAGAUUUAUCUUUCUGACUUCCGUGUCUUCAAAUCAUGAUUCAUUUAAUCGUUUAUUUUUAUUUUUUUUACAAAUCAAGGAUGAAGUUACAGGUGUGAACUUUCUCAGCAGCAACUGUAUGUCUCUUAUGAAGCGAAUGUUUUGAUUCUGCGAUGUUUUUUAUUCUUUUUUAUGAUCUCAGCAAGUCGAAGGGUUUCUCCAUUACAUGACAAUUGCAGGUAAUUUUACUGGACGGAUGUUAUAACAUUUUCGUGAAUCAAGAAAAAAGUAUCCUCACUAUUGAACGUGGGUGGAAAUGCUGAAUUUCUUCUUUUGGGAGACAUUUCGCGCAAAAUGCGCAUUAUUUUCCUCAUGGAGUUUUUCUUCCUGAGGAAUAUAAUAUAUAAUCGUGACAGUGAAUGUUGGUUGAUAAUUAAGAUAUUCAUUGUUUAUGCUGAAGCUUUGCAUUUGUGAAAUUUUCAGUAAACAUUAAAAAUGAUUCAAGGUUUCUGGUUUCA
Messenger RNA from Notodromas monacha, 2616 nucleotides. NCBI's taxonomy places the organism in Eukaryota, Metazoa, Arthropoda, Ostracoda, Podocopida, Cyprididae. The record is from the annotation of a GenBank genome assembly.